AUGAGCAGAAGAAAGGACCUGGAUUUGUUCCUACAGCUUCGUAGCCCUGCUGCUGCAAUUGUGGCUUUAGAAAGCUCUCUGGCCAACAUGCUGCAUGCAGGAAAGCACGAGCACAUAGACCCAUUCCUGCAGAUCAUGAGCAACUUUGUCCAAGAACGCCAUGUAGAUGGCCUUGCCCUAAUUUCCACCCUGGUCACUGACAUGGGCAACUUUGUUGACCUUGCAAAGCGUAUAUGGAGUCAUUUUGAAAACAGUCAUGCUGAAAAAAAGUGGCAGCUUGUCUUGGGCAUUCAACUGCAGGCAAUUAAUCAGAGCAUCGUUGACAGUCUCACAGGGUUGUGUGACUUCUUAAUAUUUGUGAACCACCCCAUCACUGAGCCCUCAUCUUGCAAGUUGUCUCGUCCCUCUAAUAUACCUGUCACAAAGCACCACCGCAUGAUUAUGCAAAAGGUUGGUGAAAGCCCCUCGAGGAAGACUCUUCCUUGCAUAUCAGUCAGCUUGGCUGUCCAUGACUACAGACUCCGCUCUUCCCAUGAAAGGUUUAUGGAUGACUGCAUUCGUGCAAAGUGGGUCAACUAUGACCAGACAUGCCCUUCAAAAAUUGGCUCUGUUGAGAGAGAUCAAGAGUGGGGAGCAGCUUACCUGAAGAAAAACACAACAAUGCUGGUCUUUGAGGAUGAAAAAACUAUCACUGAUAAGGUGGCAGCAUUUCUAGAGGAAUGCCCACUUGGAUGCGUUGCUGCUUUUCAUGUUGAGUAUGAGGACUUCAUGGGCCGAUGCAUCGCAAGAGAAAGGUAUUCAAGGCUUCAGUCUAUUGCCAAGACCCUUCAGUACACAAAGGUUCCAAGUCAGGAAAAUUAUGUACCUAGUGAUGAAAACGACUUGCCUGUCCCGGAGAAUGUGUGUGAGCGAGGUGGAUCUAAAGAAGAAUGCCAUAAGAGAAAACUGGUGUGCGUGUUGUCCAUGAAGGCCAAACACACAGUUCUGGUUGGCGAGCAUUGCAGCCAUGUUGUCUUUGUGGAGGCCACAUUCAGCAACCAGUCAAGGCAAUUCUCGGUACCAGAACAAAGCUUCAAGGAAUUUCUUUCUAUUGAAGACAGCAAACACUUAGUAGCCUUGUCUCCUUCUGUGACCUCAAAGGAAGCAUUCGAGUCAAAACAGAAAAAAUAUAUCCUGGAAGCUGUGAGAAAACUUGUCUUUCUUCACUCGAAACUGGAUGGAGUGGCAUUGUUUUCUACAGCGCAGACUCAAAUGGAACUUCUGGUUAGGUUUUUCACUGAAGUGAAGGAAUAUCUGCAAAAAAAUAAUGUCGCAAAAAUUCUCUUGGCUGGGCUUUCUUAUAGCCAUGCUGCUGCUUACUUGAGCCGCUUACGAGGGAUAUGUGAGAUUAUUGUGUUUAUGACACACCACUACACAAUUCCGGGGCAUUGCCAGAUUUCUCCUCCAAACCCAUACAUCUUAACCGCUGAAGACAUCUUGCAAAUGAAAAAAGCAACAGAGCCAGCUCAUGGGAUGUCAGUGACAACGUGUGUUUCAAUCAGCCUUGCAGUGCGGUCAUUCAAAGUAGCAGGCAAGAAUGAAGUCAGUAGUGCUUGUGAACAGGAAACAUGGUCCAACUAUGCUCAGGUCUGCCCUUCAAAAAACACAACUUUUCACAACUUGGGAAACGUAUCGGUCUUUUGGAGGAACAACACUUACAUGUUUACAUUUGAGAAUGAAGGCACUUUGACUGAAAAGGUGUCUCACUUUUUGGCCUUGCAUCCUGAGGGCUGUGUGCUUUUGUUCGAGGCUGACAAGAUGAUAUUGAUGGACAAUGUACUUCAUGGGAACCUGCUCCACGAAUCAAGGUUGUCAGCCGGCUUCUUUUCUACGUGCCAAUGUCGGGAAAGAAAACCAACAACCAUUCUGUGGUGGCAGCUGGAAGAUGGGCAUGGGGCAGAACCAAGUGGAUCUGAGGGUCCCAAAGAACGCAGUGCAAGGGUACCUAAGCAUUUCACAAAGUCUGCUACUAAAGCUGUGCUUAUCUGCACAUUCAAGGCAGAUCUAGCAGCCCUAAAGAUUGCACAGGAGCAAUGCACGCACUUGGUGUACAUGGAUGUUGAGUAUAACAUUCAAGGCCAGCUGUCUGUAAAGAACCGCACAUCAUUUGAAGACUUUCUUUCUUCUAAGUUGACCAUGAGGCAGCUGCUUUUUGUAGGCUUGCCUCCAGUUGUGAUCGAUCGUCUUGACACGGAGGACAAAAUCAACUCAUUUGUUACUCAUGGGACAACUUUCCUCGAUGACAAUGCACUUGAUGGCUUUAUGCUGUUCACUUCUACAUCCACAGAGCCUGCAAUGUUGCAGCAGGUGGCACAAGCUACAGUAAAACAGUUCAGGGAGCACAGUCGUCCUCCGCACCUCUUGAUGCUCGCUGUACACGUUGGGAUUGCUGUGGACUUUGAACGCCUUAGGAAGAUAUCUGAUAUCCUGAUUUUGUUGGCACACUCAUAUGAGCCUCCAAAGGACUGCAUGGUUGAGUACCCCUCAGAGACAUUGUCAACUGAAAAGAUGUUUCAACUUUUGGAGAAGUUGUUGGCAAGGUCAAAAGAAAAGCACACAUUGGCAGUCUGUAUAUCAAUCAACUUGGCUGUGCGAUAUUUUGAAAUAGAGCCUGGCCAUGAAGUGCCAGGUAGCAAGUGCAAAUUGGAGCACUGGGAAAAUUACGCCCAGACUUGCCCAAACCUUAAGAUUCACACAGAAAGAGGCAGCCAAAAUGUUGCUGCAUACCGAAGAAAUGGUUCUAGUUUCCUGACGUUCGAAGAUGAAGAAACCGUUUCAAUCAAGGUUCUUCGCUACUUACAUGGCAACCCAGCACCUUGCAUAGUUGCCUUCCGAAUGGAUUCUGAGGACUCGUGUGGGGCAUGCGCAGCACGUGAAAAAGGUUCACGCCUUAUGGCGAUUUCAAGGCUUCUCUCUCCUGCUACUGAGUGCACAUCGACCACCAAUGGGAUGCAUACAGUACCACCUUAUGUUGCAACCAGGUCAGAUGAAACAGCUGAGAGUGAACAUUUAUCAAGAAGUCCUGCAGGUACUUCACUCACAGCAGCACUACCUUCUGUAGCAACCACAUCAGAUAAAACAGCCGAGGGUGAAGAUACAUCAGCAAGUCCCAUGGCUGCUUCACCCACGGCAGUCCACACUACCAUGGUGACAAGGCCUAGCUCGGCAUCAACAGGCUCCACAGCAAUCACUCAUGAGCCUUCAUUUCGUCAGAGGGAGAGGGCUCUUCUGUGCAUUUCUGCAACACCAGCAUCCAACAGGGAGCUCCUUGUGCGUCUUUGCACUCACAUUGUUGUGAUACAACCAGACAAGAUGUUAUUGAAGGCUGCACGCAACUUGAGGGAUGGUGGUGAACUCGGUCAUUCUGGCAAUACUGAGCUGCUGCUUUCAAGAGGUGUGGCUCAUGACAUUUCCAGUUAUGAUUCUGCUUUUAACAACGUGGUGCUAAUGGCACUCAUCACUAUGAACAUGGACGGCUAUUCACUCUUCGUCAGCUCAAAUACAAGUGCUGAUAUUUUGUUGAAGACUGCAAUGGAAAUGUGGAAGUUGUUCAAAAAGAAUAAAGACCAAAAAGAAUUUACUUUGGUGGUUGGAGCGCAGCACGCAACAUUGAACAAAGUUAUAUCUGAGCUUGGCAAGUACUCUGACUAUGUGGUUGUUCUCCCGGACAGUCUUGAAAAGCAUUCCAAGUGCUUGAUGAACAGCUCACUGUACUUCAAAUAUGAUGAUCCCAUGUUGCUGGAUGAGUUAAUGAGAGGCAGCGGGGCCACUGCAAUGCUGGCUGUAUCAGUGUUUCUUCCUGUGAUCAGUUAUGACAUCUCUAAAGGGCACAGCGAUCCUGGUGAUUCCUGCAUUGAAGAGGACUGGCAUGGCUAUGCAGUGACAUGCUUUGGCUACGGGUUCAACAAAGAAGAAAGGUCAGUACAUGGACCUGUGAGCCUCCGUAACCCCACUCAGCUCAUGGUCUUUGAAGAUGAAAUGACCAUAGCAGAACGAAUCACUAGCAUCUCAAUAACGAACCCGAACAUUUCUGUAGCAGCAUUUUAUGUUGAUGCUGAGGACCUGGUUGGGAGUUGUGCAAACAGAGAGCCAGCAUCCAGACUGGCUUACAUCUCUCGACUCAUCACAAAAAAAACUGCAAACGUGCCAACAUCAACACGCAGUCCACGAGUCAAGCGUAGGACAACGGGUCCUCCAGGCUCUCUCAUGUGUGUUUAUUCAAAGGAAAUCAGGUUUCCGGAUCUUUUGACCCAAGUAUGCGAUUAUGUCAUUUACAUGAACAUUGCAUUGACUGAAGGUACCAGAGAAUUGAAAGUUCGGCUUGAUCUGGGUUAUGACCAGCUUGUUGCUCUGGACAGAGACAGGGUGAAAGGAUUGUUGUUCGCACCAGAGCCUCAUACUAUCAAGACACUUAUGCGAUUUGCGGAUUCUCAACUUCAAGAUCAUCUUCAGCUACUUAGAAACAAGAUAAAAGUGGCCAAAAUAUCUGGGCUGGCCUUCUUCUUCCCCGAUGUCCCAAUGGCUGAAGCGUAUGGCCUGUACGAGAAAGUAUGGAAGUUCUUCAGCCAAGCUGACAAUCAUGUCAUGCUUCUUGUUGGGUUGACAAGUGUGAAUGAUAUACAACAGCUGCUCAAGUUUGCAAAGAAAUGCGAUGUACUUGUCCUUGUGAAGCAUCAUUACUCUGUGCCAUCAAAAUGUGUCAUUGCCGAUCCCUUCUUGAAGCCAAUUGAAGAACAAGAUUAUGAAAAUUUGGCGGCACUGACACAGGAGUCUGACUUUGAGACAGCAGUUGGUCUGUCUCUGCCUAUGGCUGUGACGGAGUACCACCUGAAUAGCACUGCAUACACCAUUGGUUCUUCCUGUGCCUGGGAACGUUGGUUAGGCUAUGCCAAUACAUGUCCCAAUCCAAAAAUGAAGACAGAAUAUGACGACAAGCAUGCCAAAUCAAUACAGAGAAAUGGCUCUAUGAUAUACUCAUUUCAAGAUGAAAGAGUCAUGGUAGAGCAGGUGCUCAAGUUUAUGAAGAAGCUCAAGCAGGGCUGCAUUACUGCUUUCUACGUGGAGUACGAAGACUGGACUGGGGAUUGCAGUGCUAGACAGCCUGUUACGAGACUUAAAAUGAUAGCUUCACAGCUCAACAGAACAGCAGAAAGCACAGAUUCUGACAGAACCGCACCAGUGCACAUGGAGAGCACAACUGCAUCAGUGCACGUGGGGAACACAACCACACCAGUGCACAUGGAGAAUACCACACCAGUGCACAUGGAGCACACCAGCACAACAGUGCACGGGCAACACACAAUACGAAAACACCCGCAGUCACAGGAACCAAAUGAAAAGCCAGAAGACCGGCCAAUGAAAAGACAUACCAAAGGAGUGUUCAUCAUCUGUCUGUUUUCUCGUCGGCUCCCCAACUUGCCCCUUGUGGCACAACUAUGCCCCUACAUGGCUUACAUGGGCCUCAUGCACUACACCAGCAAUGAUCGCUUCUACAUAAAUGAUGAUGCUGGCCUGUACCAGUUCCUGACACUCAAGCAGUACAACGUCCAACACCUCAUUAUUGCAACAGCACCCAUGCAUUCGCACUUGCUGACACAGCUGCGUGAGACCUUUUUACAUGACGGUGUAUCUCGCCUGAUGUACAGCAUCUCGAGGGAUCAGCCGCUUGAGACCCUUCAUGGAGUGAUGCUACUUGCCACGUCAGUGGUCCACUUGGAUAGCCUCUAUGAUGUAUCAUUGGACAUUCGAAACUACCUUCACACAAAAAUGCAUCUGAAACUGUAUCUUGCUGUCCAGAGUGUGGGCUAUAACACAAGUUUUGAUCCUUUGCUCAAGUUGAAGAGCUCAUGUGACCGGCUAAUCCUAUACACCAAUCCUUAUGUACCAUCUCCUCACUGUAAAAUUAUGCCAAUCGUCUAUCAAGACUUGGACAUGCUGGACAAGACAUUCUUUAAAAACAAAAAGGAAGGUGAAUCUGUUCCGUGCAUCACACUGAAUUUGGCCGUUCGCAAAUAUGAGCUAGAAAGUGGGAGUUCUGAUUUUGGUCAAGACUGCGCCAAGGAACACUGGACAAAGUUUUCAGCAACAUGUCCUGAUGAGCCUGGCGAAAGGGGAUCUACUGCAACCUCGGCAUACUUGAAGACCAGCCAGAGUAUGCUCGUUUUUGAAGACGAAACCAGCAUAGAAAAAAAGCUAUCUAAGCUCCAGCAAAUCACCCCUAACAUGUGUGUAAUGGCCACUGCUAUCGAAAGGGAAGACUGGAAUCAUGAGUGCUCUGCUCGACCUGCUGCCUCCAGGAUGCUUGCUAUUGCCAAGUAUGGAGGUGCAGAAAUUGUGCCACAUACUUCGCUGACAAAUGGUAUCUUAAUAUGUGUGGUGGACAGGGCACCACUUAUCAAGAUGUUGCCUGGAGGCCUCUGCACUCACCUGGUGUACUCUAGUGUACUAUACCGUCUCAGCAGCGAACACACUUUUGUUGCUGGAGAUGGUGCAGCAUUUUAUGCAGCUUCCAACCUUGCAAUGAACAGUGGAAUGCAUUUCCUGAGUGAAAUAGACCUCAUCAGUUUCUUCAAUAUUAACGUGCACCAUGCUUUCACUGGUUUCUUGGUGUCAAGCACAAAAUGGCUCCAAGAAACACAUCAAAAUGGUCUGGCCUUUAUGAAUAUUCCAAACAAAACUGACAACGUGAAGUUUGAAUCAAUAAUCAAGAAAACAUGGGAACAUAUUUCAACCCACAAGUUGCAGCAGAUGCUUCUUGUUGGCAUAGACUACAGAACUACCAACGUUGAACUAGUGAAAUCACUUUCUGGGAAAUGCACACUCAUGGUGUUCAUCACACAUCCCAGGAAAAGCUGUUGUGAAGAACCUUGCAAAGUGAAUUAUCCAUCAAGGCCGCAAACAGAUGAAGACAGCACUGUCAUGCAAAAGAUUGAGCUUGGCUCCGGCUCGGCAACUACACCGUGCAUCUCAUUCAACAUGGCUGUCAGAGUGUUUUAUGAUGUGAAGAACACUUCCUGUCGUCGAGAGGAAUGGGCAAACUACAAUCAGGUGUGUAAUGAAGCUACAGUGUCAGACCAUGGAAGUUACGGCAGUCUCUCCAGUGAUGGAAAUGUGUUCAUGUUUGAGACUACUGCAUCCAUCAAAGAUAGGAUCUCGAGGGUGUCUACCAAGGUGACGAUGAUGUGUGUGGCUGUCUUCGACCUUGACUUGGAGGAUACUAAUGGCUCCUGUACCUCUGGAGGUGUUGCCUUUCCUAGGUUGCGGGACAUUCAACAAGAGAUUACUGCUGUAAAGAAUACCACUGAUGCCAGCACCAACACGGGACCACCAGAUUCGGAGAAAACUUGGUCAGAGUCUGAGGCACCUGAGAAAUCUACUUCAGAAACUUCGUCAGAGUCCGAAGCACCUGAGAAAGCUACUUCAGGAACUUGGUCAGUGUCUGAGACACCUGAGAAAUCUACUUCAGGGAGUCCACAUGGGCAUCAGACAGACAAGGCUACUACUGAAAGUCCACCAGAGCAUCAAACAGGCAAGGAUACUACUGGGACUCCAUGGUGGCAAACUUCUGAAACACCAGCUGGUGGUUCCGCAAAGCCAACACUUUGGUGGGAAAAAAGCGAAGAAAUGACACCUACCAAACGCAAAAAAAUCACACACACUGAGGGCAUGACUGAAAGUGCUGAAACAGGGGAGACAACAGGUCAUACUGAUACUGAAAGCAGUGUGGAGACAACGACGAGUCUGAAGCCAGUCAUGUCUUCAAAACAAAGUCCACCAGAGCAUCAAACAGGCAAGGAUACUACUGGGACUCCAUGGUGGCGGCAAACUUCUGAAACACCAGCUGGUGGUUCCACAAAGCCAACACCUUGGUUGGAAAAAAGUGAAGAAAUGACACCUAUAGAAAGUGAAGAAACCACACACGCUGAUGGCAUGACUGAAAGUGCUGAAACAGGGGAGACAACAGGUCAUACUGCAGAAAGUGAAGAAAUGACACCUACAGAAAGUGAAGAAAUCACACACCCUGAGGGCAUGACUGCUGAAACAGGAGAGACAGCUGGUCAUACUGAGAUCGGAGAAUUGACACACACUAAUGAGAUUACUGAUGCUGGAAGCAGUAUGGAGACUACAAGUGGGAAGCCAGUCCCAUCUUCAAGACGUGUUCUGCUGUGUAUAACAGCUUCCACAAAUAUUGGAAAUCUUUUGCAACUUGACCUGUGCACUGGGCUUAUCUACUCCGCUGUCAACUAUGACGUAGAAAUGCAGAAGUUUGACCUGAAAAAUGAUGACAUUAAUGAACUGCAAAAGUUGCGAAAGGGAAGCGUUCCAUUUAUGGCAACUGAAGUGGACACACGUGGAAUUGUGACGUCCAAGGUCCGACACAUUGUGACUGAUUUCUUUGCCAAAACUGAGGAGUUCCUUGCAACAAACAACCUUGAUGGCAUUGCAUUUUUGGCAGCCCAUCAAGAUGCCGUAGAAGUUGAGCCAUUUGCAACAGAGUUUUGGAACCGCUCAAUGAAAUUCAAGCGACAGCCACUGGUGAUCAUAAUACUUGAAUUUGAAAAAAUUCGUGACUCCCAGGUGUUAGCAUAUGCUUUGACAGGAAAAUGCCAGUACUUGAUUCUCAGGAAGCAGGAUCCAAAGCCACACAGCAGUUGUGCUCCCAGAUUUCCCAACAGGCCUUUAGAAAAAGCUGAAGAAAUAGAAAUGAAAUAUUUAGAGCAGCGCUCAAGAAACAGGACCAGCAUUUGUUUGUCAUUUACCCUCGCUGUCCUCAACUUUCAUGGCGUCAAGAAACAAGGUCAUGGGAAAGUUUGUGAAAAAGAGCUUUGGGUAGGGUAUGACAAGGUUUGCCACUUAAAGAAGUUGCACUCUGCCACUGCCUAUGAGCUGAAGCAGAAGGAUAAUGGGACUGAGAUCUUCAGCUUCGAAGCAGAACGAGCAAUGCAUGAAAAGGUCUCAAAAGUGUCUGGGCUAGUUCAGACUGUGUGUGCUGCUGCAUUUGAUGUCGAGUUUGAAGAUGUGGAAGGGAAGUGCCCAGCAUUGGGUGGACCAUUUUCAAGGCUGCACGCUUUAAAAUCUGUACUCCAGAAAGGCAAGUAUAGUGCAUGGCUUUUCUGCAUGCUUGUGCUUUGCCUUGCUGCGGACUCGGUGUGUGCUGUGGAUGUACCGGGCUCAUCUGGCGAUGAGAGGCCAAGCGAGAAGGAUGGAGUAGCAAUGCAAGCAGUGGCAGGCCGAGCGCAAGUCGACCGACCCUGA
Molecule: messenger RNA, 9294 nt
Organism: Dermacentor silvarum
Lineage: Eukaryota; Metazoa; Arthropoda; Arachnida; Ixodida; Ixodidae
Exons: 88
Coding region: 1-9294 (3097 amino acids)
Source: RefSeq, a predicted model, not a curated record